AUGGACAAGGUCCUCGUUCCCACUGAAGGGCACCUCGACGCUGCGACUGGAUUUGUGGUCUUCAGAAUGCUUCAAGAGACAGCAGUACAACAGGGCCAAAAGGAUCAACUUCUGAAACAAGGAAUCAGUGACUAUGAGAAGGACAUGCAUCAGAAAGGCUCAAGGUACCCCGGUGGUGACCCAUUAGAUCUUGGCAUGGGCUUAAGGAUCUGUCACUUCUACACCCACGAGAAGUGGUCUGUACUCAUCGAGUUUUGGGACGGGCAUAUCCAUCAGCAUGAUCAAGAUGGCUUGAGACCAAUUUCACACAUCAUUUAUGCGGCGGCUAUUAUUCCUGAGAGUACGCUUGUCUAG
Messenger RNA from Fusarium verticillioides 7600, 354 nucleotides. RefSeq lists its product as hypothetical. The transcript has 2 exons. The record is from RefSeq and is a predicted model, not a curated record. Lineage: Eukaryota; Fungi; Ascomycota; Sordariomycetes; Hypocreales; Nectriaceae. The coding region runs from base 1 to 354 and encodes 117 amino acids.